GUGAAACGCAUUCCCGUGACGUAUCUUCUCGCCGGCGAGGCCUGGACACCAGCUUGCGCCCUGUGACUGCGUUCCGCCUCAGCAGCACCACCCAGCGCGGGUUCGAUUUGGCACAUCGGGCAGGAAGACCUGCGGCCUGGUCGUACGCCGCACGCCUGCAGCGAGCGUGGCAGUUCUUUGCCCUGGCUCACCGUGCAGCCCCACAAGCACCAGUGCUGGCACAGGGCAAGCGGCAGCAACAUGUGGCCAGCAGCGGGAGGGCCCGGGAGCCGCUUGCAGCAGUGGCUCGGGGCUGUCACACCAGCGACCUGUCGCUGGGUUACUCAGGUUUCCCAGCGCGGGAGCGGAAGCAGAAGGGAGCGCUGGAUAAGGUCAGGUACCACCAAGAUCCUCCUGCAAGAAAAACAGACUCAGGAGAAGAAAACUUGCUGGCAAUUUUGAAAAGGAGAUGGUGGAAGUACAUGAUCCUGGGGAUAAUAGAUAUAGAAGCCAAUUACCUGGUAGUCAAAGCUUAUCAAUACACCACUCUUACUAGUGUGCAGCUCCUAGACUGUUUUGUCAUCCCUGUGGUGAUACUGCUCUCCUGGUUCUUCCUACUGGUACGAUACAAGGCAGUACAUUUCAUUGGGAUCGUGGUCUGCAUUCUGGGCAUGGGAUGCAUGGCAGGAGCAGAUGUGCUCGUUGGGAGACAGCAAGGAGCAGGUGAAAAUAAACUCAUAGGGGAUCUCUUAGUAUUGGGCGGAGCAACGCUAUACGGCAUCUCAAACGUUUGUGAGGAGUAUAUUGUCCGAAAUCUGAGUCGAGUGGAAUUCCUGGGCAUGAUUGGACUCUUUGGCUCCUUCUUCAGUGGAAUUCAACUUGCAAUCAUGGAACACAAAGAGCUAUUGAAAGUUCCCUGGGAUUGGCAAAUAGGCUUGUUGUACGUCGGCUUUAGUGCCUGUAUGUUUGGCCUCUACAGCUUUAUGCCGGUGGUCAUAAAGAAAACCAGUGCUACUGCUGUCAACCUCUCCCUACUGACGGCUGACCUGUACAGCCUCUUCUGUGGAUUAUUCCUCUUCCACUACAAG
Messenger RNA from Phaethon lepturus (White-tailed tropicbird), 1067 nucleotides. Its product is annotated as solute carrier family 35 member F1-like. Gene Ontology annotation, cellular component: membrane. The transcript has 8 exons. Gene Ontology annotation, molecular function: transmembrane transporter activity. Lineage: Eukaryota; Metazoa; Chordata; Aves; Phaethontiformes; Phaethontidae. The annotation marks the transcript as partial. Gene Ontology annotation, biological process: transmembrane transport. The record is from RefSeq and is a predicted model, not a curated record.